Messenger RNA from Salvia hispanica, 312 nucleotides. The record is from RefSeq and is a predicted model, not a curated record. NCBI's taxonomy places the organism in Eukaryota, Viridiplantae, Streptophyta, Magnoliopsida, Lamiales, Lamiaceae.
AUGAAGUUCUGCAACUGGAUGCAGAGCAAGUUCAAUGGAGAUAAGAGACCUAAUUCUGUUCCUAUUACAAAUCAAAAAAAAAAAGAGCCACCAAAGGAAGAGUUCAGCGACUGGCCCCACGGCCUACUCACCAUCUGGACUUUUGGAAACACAGCCCGAACAGACAGCAAGGAAGAAAUCCAAGCAGCGGAGGAGCAAUGCUCAUCUCCUGAUCUCUCAGAAUUCACAGUUGAGGAAGUAUGGAAGCUGCAAAAGGAGCUAAAGAAGCUCCUAACGCGAAAGUCAUCUGCUGAGGAGCAGCCGGCUGAUUGA